Messenger RNA from Phytomonas sp. EM1, 1752 nucleotides. The record is from the annotation of a GenBank genome assembly. NCBI's taxonomy places the organism in Eukaryota, Euglenozoa, Kinetoplastea, Trypanosomatida, Trypanosomatidae.
AUGAAGAAGGGAAACUACGCCUAUAUGGCGACGCUGCUCUGGCAGUGGCGUAGCGAUCGACCUCGUCAUCUGGUGCUGAGCUUAGAUCGCCCCCCUGCGCAUCUUUCGGCGGAUAGCUGUGUAGAAGAUGUCGAGCACGGCACCGAGGACGCCACCGCGUCCGGGGUGAAGCCGAGCUACACCUUUGGGCGUCUUUUCCUCCGCCCGAUCAACGUCGCUCAGCUGCUCGCGGUGUUGGUCGGCUGGGCGACGGAUCCCGUGCGAAUCGAGCGGCGGCAUACCACCCUCAGCCUCAUCCCGGAUCCUUCCGCCACCUCGAGGCAGGGGUUGCGGUUGUCGUCUUUUCUUCUCCAGGGAACCUUCACGACGAAGUCGUUGCUCGCGAGCGCGACCACGGGAAGCCGCGAGGAGGGUCACCCCGGAUCGGUGUACAACGACGAGGAUAUUCGCGCGAUGGAGCUCCGUCUGGACGGGUCGGAGUUGGUUUUGCUCACCACCUACCUGGAAGGGGUGCUAUCGGAUUGCUUUGGCAUCGAGCACGUCUACCACCGGGCGAAGGCCGCGAGGCAGCGGCAGGGGCCGCCAGCCGCCCGCUACCGCAGCCAACAGCGGCAACGACCGCCCUCGUCGACGCGGGUGAGGGCGCGGGAAAGGGCGAUCGUCGACCCUGCGUUGAGCUCCGCGUUUGAUUUCCCGGGCAAAACCCCUCCGAUCACGACGCCACCACCAGGAGGGAACCCCUUACCCCCUUCCUCUCCCGCCGCCGCGGCGGCGGAAGGGGGGGAGGAGGAGGAGUUGUUUGACUUUGACGACAGCCCCCCGAUCUCGAGCGUGGAGCCGCGUGGAGGGGCCGCCGCGGAGGCGGUGCGGAUGGGGGAGAUCGCGGAGCCGAGCGAGGAAGAGGUGGAGGUUGAGGAUGACGAGGAUGUGGAUGUGGAAUGGCAAGAAGAAGAAGAGGAGGACCUCGAGGUCGACGUCGACUUUGACAACGCGGCGGGGAAACCAACCAAGGGGAAGGGGGAUCUCUCUAAAUCGGUCCACGCCGCCGCCCCGGCCGCGGGUGGGGCGAUGCGAGAAGGGGCUGGAAAAUCGGCCUCGCCGAUCACCUCCGAGGCCGUCGACGCGUUCGAUCCCGUGGAGACUAAUGCGGGGGCGGGGGCAAUCGAAAAGGAUUUGGAGGUGGGGAGGCGCGAUGCGACCAACGCCGCGCACGCGGCCCGGCGGAACGACCCAAGUCCUCCAGGCGGGGCUCUCGGCGGCUCGAAGAAGUCCCCCGCCUCCUCCGCUCCGAUCGACGGUGAAGGAUCCUUUCAGAAAUCCGAAAAGGCGCAUGAAGUUGAUAUUAUAGAUAUGCAGCAUCGGACGCUGAUGUCAGGGGCCGGACCGACGGCGCCCAAGGUCGCGGCUGCUUCCGAAGUCGGAGCUCGUGAGGGGGGGAGGGGUUCGACGCCCGAUCAAACCGUAGACGUGACGGCGGCCGACGCCCUCCGCCGCGGUGCGCUCGCGGCCGCUAGCGACGCCGCCGUCGCGGGAUCGGGUGGGGCUCUCACCGGUGCUGCCCCGCGCGCUUCUCCUGCUGACUCCAAUAACAGGGAAAACGCCGUUGGAAAAGGCAAAAGCCCUUCAAGUAAAAUCCCUGCAGGAGACGUUCAAGCCAGGAGCGAGGGUGCGAAGAAACGGAAAGGUGCUAAGAAAAGCUCACGAGGAAAGGCAAAUAAGAAGGAUAAAGCCGGCAGUAAGAAGCGAAAAUAG